Molecule: messenger RNA, 1008 nt
Organism: Arabis nemorensis
Lineage: Eukaryota; Viridiplantae; Streptophyta; Magnoliopsida; Brassicales; Brassicaceae
Source: the annotation of a GenBank genome assembly
AUGGCAACGGAGGCGGCACAAGUUUCGAAAGACUUAUCUGUGUCGACGGCUUUUCCGGGUUUCAAAUUCUCGCCGACUGAUAUCGAGCUUCUUUCCUAUUACUUGAAGCGGAAGAUGGAUGGCUUCGAGAGCUCCGUCCAGAUUAUACCUGAGGUCGACAUUUACAACUUCGAGCCCUGGGAUUUGCCCGAUACAUCCAUUGUUAAAUCUGACAGCGAAUGGUUCUUCUUCUGCACUCGUGGUAAAAAGUAUCCCCACGGUUCGCAGAACAGAAGAGCAACCAAGAUUGGAUACUGGAAAGCCACAGGAAAAGCACGGAAUGUGAAGUCAGGUUCUGAAGUCAUUGGAACAAAGAGGACACUUGUAUUCCACAUUGGUCGUGCACCUAAAGGAGGAAGGACGGAAUGGAUUAUGCACGAGUACUGCACGAUUGGAGUAUCACUGGAUGCUCUGGUUAUUUGCCGACUUAGGAGGAAUGCUGAAUUUAAAGGAGCUGCAGUUCAAAAGCCACAACAGCCAGACUUAUCACCUGACAAGCACCUAAACCAGCAGAAUGAAGCUAUUUCAGAUGGUACAUCUGGUUGGGAGAAUAUGGUUGAUUUUUACUUAUCAAGUGAAUCAGGGCAGGAACUACUCAGCGAAAUAGCAGAAUCUUCACAAAAUCCACAGGUUACUAGUGAAGAAGAUUUCUAUGCGGAUAUCCUGAGGGAUGAUAUAGUGAAGCUGGAUGAUCCGACAGUCUCGGGUAAUACACUGAUCAAUGUCCCGAGGCUUCAAACAGAGUCCAAAACCACAAGAGUGCUGCCUUUACCCAGCAUGGUAGACAUACAACUGCAAUCACUGCUACAGAAACUGCCAUUACAGAAUGACAUUGGAGAAGAAAACAACAUAUCCAUGUCUAGUUGCUUUAUCGGUAUCUACUCGAUUAAGUCGAUAAACCGAGCACGGUGGGACAUUAUUGCUUGGGUGCUGGUUAUGAUAGCUGUACUGGUGUUUUAUCUGGUGUAA